Mytilus californianus (California mussel) is the source of this 766-nucleotide messenger RNA. RefSeq lists its product as uncharacterized. NCBI's taxonomy places the organism in Eukaryota, Metazoa, Mollusca, Bivalvia, Mytilida, Mytilidae. The coding region runs from base 81 to 704 and encodes 207 amino acids. The transcript has 5 exons. The record is from RefSeq and is a predicted model, not a curated record.
ACCACUAUAUUGUAGGAGUCUGUGGAAAAGGGACAUGGACUUCUGCUAUUUACAAAUGUAUAGUCGAACAUGAAUCACUUAUGAAAAAAGAGAGAAACUAUUCUGAUUAUUGGCUAGGAUACUUCAAGUAUGAAGAAGAAAAAGCAAAUGAACAGUGUGUUGCGAUCUUAAGGACCGAUAUUUCUCGAUCACUGACCUUCGAGUACAGAUCUUGUUCGGAUCACUUGCCUGUUUUAUGCUUUGAUGAAAGCUACCCAAGUAAUAUCAUCACCCCAGUACUUAGGAAUCGGGGAAGUGAGUUUUCUGAAUCCUCAACAAAAUCAAACUUCCAGAGAACAACGAGGCCUACUUUAGCAAACAUUUCUGAUGUAAAAAGACCUGUUGUAGGAGAAAUAGUCGUUGUUAAUGUUGUUCUGUUCGGAUUGUGCAGCCUUUUUGCCGUUCUGAUCAUUUUCAGAAAGCGCUUAGCUUUACAAGUGUGUCAAACAGCCAACCAGAAAUUAAGAAGGAAUAACAUCAACACAAAACCGGUGGUACAAACAGAUGGAACUAGUGAAAAGAAUAAGGGAAUACGUCAACAUGAAAACAAUACGGAUCAUGAUAACUAUGUUGAGCCUUGGGAACUGCGUCAGAAUAUCGUUCAUAUGGGUGAACUUUACCAGCAGGAUAUCAUAAAUUUGCAAACCGAGGAAACGGAAACUUGAACUGUACAUAUGUAUACAUGUAUAUAAUAUAUAGAUGAAAACAAUUAUAUUUUAUUAUUAUA